This is a messenger RNA of Stegastes partitus (bicolor damselfish), 3345 nucleotides long. RefSeq names its product tousled-like kinase 1a (gene tlk1a). Gene Ontology annotation, cellular component: nucleus. NCBI's taxonomy places the organism in Eukaryota, Metazoa, Chordata, Actinopteri, Pomacentridae. Gene Ontology annotation, molecular function: protein serine/threonine kinase activity; ATP binding. Gene Ontology annotation, biological process: intracellular signal transduction; chromosome segregation; peptidyl-serine phosphorylation. The record is from RefSeq and is a predicted model, not a curated record.
GGAGCCCGGACGCACUGCUGAGGUGUGAAGAGGUUUGUGCCCUACAAACAUCAUAAUUCAACAUUUUCACUCGGUGGCAGUCGCCGUGCCAGUGUAAAAAACAACUGUGGUUCACCAGUUGGUUAAUUUCUCUGGCCGUGUGAAAGACUAACCGCUGCGGUACCUACACACGAAAAGUAGCUUGAUGAGUAUCCAAAGUAGUGGAAGUUUGGAGGGGACGCCAUCUUGGUCCCAGCUCUCCACGUCCCCAACCGGACUGUGUUUUCAGCAACAUACCACGGCAGGGGUGAAGGCCCAGGAAGGAGCCAUGGAGGAGCUGCACAGCCUGGACCCCCGGAGACAGGAGCUGCUGGAGGCACGUUUUAUGGGCGGGGUCAGCGGCAGCACUGGGGGCAGCACUGGCAGCACAAGCGGGGGAACCAAAGGAUUGACCAAUAAUGAAUGUUCAAACCACAGUUUUGGAAGUCUAGGAUCCUCAAGCGACAAGGAAUCUGAGGGGUCAGAUGUGAAAAGAGGCGGUUCUCCUGCUUAUUCGACCCCAGAGAAGAAACAGUCUGAAACAACCAGAGGCAGAAAAAGGAAACCUGAGAUCCAAUCAGAGAGCAGCCAAGGAAAAUCAAUUGUGCGGGGACCCAAAAUAAGUGAUUAUUUUGAUUUCCAGGGAGGAAAUGGCUCCAGUCCUGUACGGGGUCUCCCACCAGUGAUUCGUUCGCCCCAGAACUCACAUUCCCACUCUGCUCAGGGCACUGCUGUUAGACAAAAUAGCUCAUCUCCUACUAGUCUGUCUUUUGGGGACCACAUGACACAUCCAAAGCAACUAGCAGUCAAAUUUGUUCAGACUGACCUUACAGUGUUGAAACUGGCUGCCCUUGAAAGCACUAAGAAUCUAGACCUUGAGAAGAAGGAGGGGAGAAUAGACGACUUGCUAAGGGCAAACUGUGAUCUCAGGAGACAGAUAGAUGAACAACAAAAAUUACUUGAAAAGUUCAAGGAACGCUUGAAUAAAUGCAUCACCAUGAGUAAGAAGUUGCUCAUAGAAAAGAGUAACCAGGAGAAGCAGGCCUGCCGGGAGAAGAGCAUGCAGGAUAGACUACGUUUAGGCCAUUUCACUACAGUGAGACAUGGGGCCUCAUUCACAGAGCAGUGGACAGAUGGCUAUGCCUUUCAAAACCUUGUCAAACAGCAAGAGUCGAUAAACCAACAGCGAGAGGACAUCGAGAGGCAGAGAAAACUUCUAGCCAAGAGGAAACCUCCAUCUUCCAGCAGCUCCCAAGCACCAACCACAAACUCAGAGCCAAAGCAACGCAAAACCAAGGCAGUGAAUGGAGCAGAAAGCGAUCCCUUUCUAAAACCCAGCCUACCUCAGCUGCUGACACUAGCAGAGUACCAUGAACAGGAAGAGAUCUUCAAACUGCGACUUGGACAUCUCAAGAAGGAAGAAGCUGAGAUCCAGGCGGAGCUGGAGCGUCUGGAGAGAGUCCGCAACCUUCACAUUCGGGAGCUGAAGAGAAUAAAUAACGAAGACAGCUCCCAAUUUAAAGAUCACCCAACGCUGAAUGAGCGAUAUCUGCUCCUGCACCUUCUGGGGAGAGGGGGCUUUAGUGAAGUAUACAAGGCUUUUGACUUGAUUGAACAACGAUACGCUGCUGUGAAAAUCCAUCAACUUAACAAGAACUGGAGAGAGGAGAAAAAGGAGAACUAUCACAAGCAUGCAUGUCGAGAAUACCGAAUACACAAGGAGCUGGACCAUCCCCGGAUUGUGAAACUUUACGACUACUUCUCACUGGACACAGACACAUUUUGCACCGUUAUGGAGUACUGCGAGGGCAAUGACUUGGAUUUCUACUUGAAGCAGCAUAAGCUAAUGUCUGAGAAGGAGGCACGGUCCAUAGUCAUGCAGAUUGUGAAUGCACUAAAAUACCUGAAUGAAAUCAAACCCCCCAUCAUCCAUUACGACCUUAAACCAGGUAAUAUCUUGUUGGUGGAUGGAACAGCCUGUGGGGAAAUCAAAAUCACUGACUUUGGUCUGUCCAAAAUCAUGGAUGACGACAACUAUGGUGUAGAUGGGAUGGACCUGACAUCACAGGGUGCAGGGACCUACUGGUACUUGCCUCCUGAAUGUUUUGUGGUUGGUAAAGAACCUCCAAAGAUUUCCAAUAAGGUGGAUGUGUGGUCAGUGGGUGUCAUCUUUUUCCAGUGUCUAUAUGGAAGGAAGCCUUUUGGCCACAAUCAGUCACAACAGGACAUCCUGCAGGAGAACACCAUACUCAAAGCUACCGACGUUCAGUUCCCUGUAAAGCCUGUUUCCAGUAAUGAAGCAAAGGCUUUCAUAAGGCGGUGUCUGGCCUACAGGAAGGAGGACCGGAUUGAUGUUCACCAGCUGGGAAGUGACCCCUACCUGCUCCCCCACAUGCGGAGAUCAAGCUCCUCUGGAAAUCUGCAGAUGAGUGCUGCUGGUUCAAGCCCAGCUUCCUCCAGUAUCAUCUCAUAUUGACAGUUUGGAACUGUGACAGAAAGGCAAACUGAUGACUGAAGCUGCGUCUGCAGAGCUCCUCAAAAGCUUGGGCUCACGACAGGAGGAACAGUCAGCAACAGAAGGAGCAGGACACAGGUGGGGAGAUCUCACCUGGCUUGAUCAAUGGAGGGACAGUGAAGGGAUGUUUUUAAAGACAUGGGUAAAUGGAUCUUUUUAACGGUCCGACAAAAGCACUGAAACUGACUACAUACCUUGAAGAAAAUGUGACUGGACACUCAGAUGUUGCAGAUGGAUAAAGCCUUAAAGGGCCGAAGGGAGACUUGGCAGCCCGCCAUUUAGAUUAAAUAACAUGGUCCUGCCAGGGUGCAAAUGAUUCAGCUGCUAGAAGUUAAUUUACUGUGAGGAGAGGACAGUCAUUGUUAAGUAGAACUACAAAGAUUUCACUAUUGAUUUGAAUAAAUGUUUUGUUUUUCACGAUGUUAGGCUUUAAUUUGAGUUACUUAGCCAUGAGAAUGUAAUGUGUAGCAUACAAGUGGCAUCUAGUGUCAUGUAGGUUGGGGCAGCAUACUUAUGUUUAAUGCACAAAGUAACCAAAUGUAGAAAAAUGACAAUGUAUAAAACCCUAUGCAGGAAUAUUAAUUAAAUGAUGAAUUGGAGUCUGUAUAUGCUGUACAGGAGAAUUUUCAAAUUUUGAGCUGCAGCAGUAAUAUGUACAAAGAGUUAAAAUUUCCCAGUGUAAAACUAGUUUCCUGGAGUGGUUUCAUUUUUGCUGCUUUGUUGCUCUUACUUUUUCAAGGGCUGUAUGUUCCACUUCGGGUACAAAUUGUACAGUUCUGCUAAGAGUGAAUAAUAAAUGCCAGGAAACUUUU